Messenger RNA from Arabis nemorensis, 225 nucleotides. NCBI's taxonomy places the organism in Eukaryota, Viridiplantae, Streptophyta, Magnoliopsida, Brassicales, Brassicaceae. The record is from the annotation of a GenBank genome assembly.
AUGUCUAACACUGGAGACAACAACAACAAUGAAAAUGAUGAGCAAAUUCCACCAGAAACCGUUCCAAAUCUUCUGAUGCAAGCUUUGAUUGGGGAAAUGACACAGUUGAUGAGGAUUGAGUUAGAAGCUGUUCACGCAAGAGUUGAUAGAAUACAGGAGAAUGCACAGCAACGGCAGCCGCGAGAUAUGCCUAUUAGAAGAGGAGAAAAUCAACCCAAGGGUUGA